Molecule: messenger RNA, 438 nt
Organism: Eleginops maclovinus (Patagonian blennie)
Lineage: Eukaryota; Metazoa; Chordata; Actinopteri; Perciformes; Eleginopidae
Product: coiled-coil domain-containing protein 122-like
Exons: 5
Coding region: 1-438 (145 amino acids)
Source: RefSeq, a predicted model, not a curated record
AUGUCAACAUUUGGAGCCAGUGAAGAUGGAGUACAGGAGAAGCCUAGGUUUUCAUUAACCAAAGCCGUGGAGGAUGUCAGUCAACAUGGCUACGCCCAGACUGAGGCCCUGAAAGACAAACAGAAGACACUCAUCUCCCUGCAGAGUGAGAAUGAAACUCUGAAGAAGGAGAUCUCUGAGAUGAGGGAGUCUAUAUCUGUCAAGAAAGCGCAAGUGCGAAAAGAGUUUUUAACUCAUACCCAGAUAAAGAAAGACAUAGAGAUCCAGAACAAGCGCUAUGAGGCCAUUGUGAAGCGUCUCCACUGCCAACUGAGCAGGGCCCAGGCUGUCCACAGGCAAAUGUCUGAGGAGGUUUACCACAUGGAGAGACAGCUAGCGGAGCUUAAAGGGCAGCGGGGGUCAUCUCAGGACUCAGCGGUCAGUGUCAGGCUAGUUUAA